Molecule: messenger RNA, 3186 nt
Organism: Opisthorchis viverrini
Lineage: Eukaryota; Metazoa; Platyhelminthes; Trematoda; Opisthorchiida; Opisthorchiidae
Exons: 15
Biological process (GO): regulation of transcription by RNA polymerase II
Cellular component (GO): nucleus
Molecular function (GO): DNA-binding transcription factor activity, RNA polymerase II-specific; RNA polymerase II cis-regulatory region sequence-specific DNA binding
Source: RefSeq, a predicted model, not a curated record
AGGCGUUCAGCUGUGAGAUCCUUUCGGGGCCUAGCGGCCACGAUACCCGGGGGAAUCACGAGGGCUGAGAUUCUGCCUGUUUGCACAAACCUAGACAGGAGCAGUCGAGAUGCCGGAGUAGGGUUCCAAACACGGACCUUCAGGUCAGCGCAGUCCCUGAGUUUUUGUCAACUUCAUCUUCUACCGGAAACCAAAUUGCACGAAAUUAGUGAAAUACACUCGUUUUCAAGACAAACUUGGUUUUGCAAAAGAAUGAGUCUAUCCAACGUUCAGAGAUAUUGUCAAUGGCUUGAUAGUCAGUCAGCUGCGAACACGAGCCACCAUAAGUUAUGUGUCAAUCCAGACCUGAUACCAGGAAGAACAGUUGAGGCAUCUGAUGCAAAGAUCCAGCAGUCACCGGCCAGUCACCUGAGCGUCCAAUCGCCCGGACUGUCUGACAGUGCGCUUAUCGACGAUGGUUAUUCAUCCGUGUCGUCCUUAUCAACACUUAUUCAACUAAACAGAGAAAUGGAAGAUCGGGCUUUUAAAAGUACACCAAUCAGAUCAGGGAAUAUUCAACAGUCGGAAAGUACGUCGUCUAAUAGGGAUUCUGGACUUGGUGGAUCUUCCAUUUGGAGUACGAGCACACCAUCAAGGUUGAACACAUUUUGGGAUGCUUUUGGUAGGCACCAUCAUCAUCAUCAACAACAACAGGCUUUUGGAAGCCCUCAAGCACCAUCUUAUUCUGGUGUGAAUUCGCAACUUCUCCAGAAAAAUGCCCCAUCACCAUCCUAUACGCACUCAAUGUCAACCUCUGAUGCUUUCUUCUUGGCAACUUUACAAAAAAUGGCACUUGAAAAGGCUGCACAACAUGAAACAUUUGGUUCUGCGUAUCCCGACGCAAGCUAUAACGAUGAACUACUGAGUGGAAUUGUUGGUGGAACCUCAUCAAGGGAUCUUUUAAGAAGUGCAUCGAGAUGGUUACAAGAACUCAGAUACCAAGAAGUUAUUCGAAAAUUCAGAGAGGAGAUGAUUGGACUAAUAGAUAACAGUAUGAAUCAGCUGGGGUUAUUUAUGAAAAGCCCAACAGUAAACUAUCCCACUUCAACUAACCGGUCAAAUGGAGAUACCGACUGCAUGCCACUAAACCUGAAGUCAAAUACUUUGACCACAGAGCACAGAUUGGUGAAUUUCCCACAUACGAGCCAGACUUCGCUACAGCAAGCAGCCGAGGAUAUAAGGAUGAACCCUUCAAUGGAGAGAAACAGCCUGCAACAUAGAGUACCGACUAACUCUGUGGAGAAAAUACGUUCACCACAUAAAUCUGCGAAUCAAAUGGUGACGAAACCCAAAUUAUCCGCUGGCAAACAUCGACGCUCGAGGAUCCGAGCUGGAAGCCGUCGGCUUCGAGUUCGACAAACCAAAUCUCAUGAACAUCAUUACGAUGCAACGCAAUAUACUAGAAAAGACGGAACUCUGGACCUGCGGAUGAAGCAAGCAGCCGUAGGAAGUGCCUCAGAAAACCACCUAGAAGAAAUGCGUGAAAGGACAAUGAUUCUAUCAGCUUCUCACCUCAAGCGCGCCAAAAUGAUGUUUCUAUACGCGAGAUAUCCCAAUUCAAACAAUGAUUCUAUCAGCUUCCCACCUCAAGCGCGCCAAAAUGAUGUUCCUAUACGCGAGAUAUCCCAAUUCAAGUAUGCUCAAAUCGCAUUUCCCCGACGUCAUUUUUACAAGGGCCACCACAGCUCAAAUGGUCAAAUGGUUCAGCAAUUUCCGAUCGAAAAAUGGGCCCGCCAGUGUAACGCUAAUCGGUGUCCAGUCGAGCUGGCAGUAAAAAUCACUCGGGGUCACGAGCUAUUUCAGUGUCUAGAGGGACACUACAACAGAGACCAAGAGCUCCCGACCCCAGAGGAUUUUCUAGUCGUUACUCAAAUUGCUGUGCGGGAGUUCGUGGAGGCCGUGGUGAACCGGAAGGAUCGUGACCCAACGUGGAAGAAGAAUAUUUACAAAACGGGGGCUGGACAAGCACUGGAAAAGCCAUUUCCGGACUUUCUCAAGCUUCUCAACAUGAGGACUGGGAUAGUGUCAGGUUGCCCAAACCUACACAUGGGAAGUAGAGAGGCAGAGGUCGGGUUCGAACAACGGACCUUCCGGUCAGUAAAUUCACGCUCCAACCACGUGAGCCAUAUCGCCUUAGUGAAGAAGAAAGAAUUAAGCUGUGUGGCUCAACAUCGUAGGCGCAGUCUCCGAGUUUCCGUCAACCCUAUGUUCCACUUGAACACAAAUAGGACUGAUUGCGACCAAUACACUCAUUCGCAAAUCAAUUCAGUUGUCGGGAAAGACUCAACUGAAUCUCUCGUUUAUGAUAUUCUACAACUGAAUCAUACGUGCAAGAUUCCGACCACUAAUCCUAUGAUUUGCAGGUCCUCAGGUAUCAGGCUCCCCAUACAAAAUUUCGAGUCACGCCAAAAUGAAGGACUAGGUGCUCUUUACACAAAAGUGGGCACACUUACACAACAAACCUCAGUUGUCCACGGUCGUGGCGCAAUUGACCGGCACAGUGCAGUAUCAAAGUCCGCUAAACAGACAACGUCUCGUGAUUCUGAUUGGCGAUGUGAUAACACCACAGGACAAGUCAGAGAAGGUUCAAUAGACGGGGGGAGGCAUGAAAACGUACGGUGCACAGUGCCGGCCACUGACAGAGUUGCUGAUGAGCUGAUGCUGAGGGUUGACUGUGCACGACUGUGCACACGGUACCGUAGAUCUUCGCACCCAAUUCUUCCUUUAGAUAUUAGGGAUCAUCAAACCUACACGUCACCCGAAAUACCGUAUCGGGAAUCUCAACAAGAACAUUGUUGCACAGUGCCGGCCACUGACAGAGUUGCUGAUGAGCUGAUGCUGAGGGUUGACUGUGCACGACUGUGCACACGGUACCGUAGAUCUUCGCACCCAAUUCUUCCUUUAGAUAUUAGGGAUCAUCAAACCUACACGUCACCCGAAGUACCGUAUCGGGAAUCUCAACAAGAACAUUGUUGCACAGUGCCGGCCACUGACAGAGUUGCUGAUGAGCUGAUGCUGAGGGUUGACUGUGCACGACUGUGCACACGGUACCGUAGAUCUUCGCACCCAAUUCUUCCUUUAGAUAUUAGGGAUCAUCAAACCUACACGUCACCCGAAAUACCGUAUCGGGAAUCUCAACAAGAACAU